CUUUCCAAGCCAAUCCGAACGAUGAAAAGAAAACACAGUGACAUGCUGAGUGAUGAAACCAGCCUCCCCGGUGACACACUCAGUGACGAUAUCAUACCACAAAUUCAAUAAGGCAUAAAGCGUGGCAGCUAUGAAUAUAACUAAGCGUAUCUAUCUAUAUAUAUAGUAAUAUAUAUAUAGGAAUUGAGAUCAAUUUGCAAGCAAUUUGGACAAAGAGAAACCAAAAUGGCCUCAACGCAAACUCAUCAUCUUAUUCCUCAUGUCAAACUUGGAACCCAAGGGUUUCAGGUUUCAAAAUUGGGAUUUGGGUGUAUGGGUCUAAGUGGUGCCUACAAUGAUCCUCUUCCUCAACAAGAUGGCAUUUCCGUAAUUAACUAUGCAUUCAGUAAAGGAAUCACUUUUUUUGACACCGCUGAUGUUUAUGGAGACAAUGGUGCUAAUGAAAUUUUGCUUGGAAAGGCUUUAAAAAAACUACCUAGAGAAAAGAUUCAAGUGGCUACAAAAUUUGGUUUAUCAAGAAGAGGUGUUUCUGGUAAUUCGAUCGUCAAGGGUAGUGUUGUCGUCAAGGGUUCACCGGAUUAUGUGCGCUCAUGUUGCGAAGCUAGCUUGAAACGUCUUGAUGUUGAAUACAUUGAUCUCUAUUAUCAGCACAGAGUGGACACAUCUGUCCCUAUUGAGGAUACAGUAGGUGAACUUAAGAAACUUGUGGAAGAAGGAAAAGUCAGGUAUAUUGGGCUAUCUGAAGCUAGCCCAGAUACUAUAAGGAGAGCGCAUGCCGUUCAUCCAAUCACAGCUGUACAAAUAGAGUGGUCUCUCUGGACUCGUGACAUUGAGGAAGAGAUAGUUCCUCUUUGCAGAGAGCUUGGUAUUGGAAUUGUACCAUAUAGUCCUCUUGGUCGUGGUUUUUUCGGUGGCAAAGGAGUUCUGGAAAAUGUGGCGGCAGUUAGCGGCCUGACUGCUCAUCCUCGCUUUCAAGCCGAGAACUUGGAAAAAAACAAGAGCAUAUAUGAUCGAAUUGAAAGUCUAGCCAAGAAGCAUGAGAGCACUCCUGCUCAGUUAGCAUUAGCAUGGGUACUCCAUCAAGGCCAAGAUGUUGUGCCUAUUCCUGGAACAACGAAAAUUAAGAAUCUGGAUCAAAACCUUGGUGCUUUAGCAGUGAAACUAUCUGAAGAGGAUCUGAGAGAAAUUUCUGCAGCUGUAGAUGAUGUAGCAGGUAGUAGACACUACAAUGGACUAGAUCACUUGUCGUGGUCCUCGUGGAAAUCUGCUAAUACACCUCCUAAAGACUCAAGGGUCUCAACCUAAAAUAUAAAUCCCAUUUAGUUGGAGAAUGUACCGAGUCAUGAAUAAAGCGCAACAAGGUCGUUUGAAGAUCUUGUUGCCUAUAAUGAUAAAACUUGAAUAUGAAUUACAUUGUUGAUAGUAUCUUUUACAUCUUUCAAACAACUAUAAAGUCAGUUAUGUUCGGAGACAAGCUAAUCGUGUUGUUCACUCUCUUGCGAGGGUGUCGCCUUCUUUUGCUAGUCCCCAAGUUUUUUAUUAUAUGGCUUCUUGUAUUUCACACAUUAUUAUUAAUAAAUGAGUUAAGUGUUCUUCCCAAAAAAAAAAA
Molecule: messenger RNA, 1609 nt
Organism: Cicer arietinum (chickpea)
Lineage: Eukaryota; Viridiplantae; Streptophyta; Magnoliopsida; Fabales; Fabaceae
Product: probable aldo-keto reductase 1
Cellular component (GO): cytoplasm
Source: RefSeq, a predicted model, not a curated record